AUGCCCUCGGGCCCAAUCAUCGAGGAGCUUCCGGAUGAUUACGACAUCGCGGCCCACAAGAAGGAGGCCGCUUCGUCCAGCUCGGGAUCUUUGCGAAAAGGAUUCCUGGCAUCCAGGCAGUCCGCACCCCCGACUCCAGAGGCGGCCACAACCUCAGCACCAGCAAAGAGCACGGAAGGCGAGUCCUCGACAGCCUCGACCAGCAAGGUACCGGAGGCUGAAGAGGCCCUGAACUCGCUCGAGGGCUUGCGGAGAAGGCUCCAGCACGUCCUCGACGACACAAAGGAAAAGCAGCGCCGCACAGCAGAGCAGGCAGAGGCAGACCGUGCGCAGCAGGCCCAAUCCUUGGAUGCUGCCCUGGCUGCUUUUCAGGUGAAAUGGCCCACGUCGGCCAUGAAGGAGAAGCAGGCGAAGGCCAGCAAGGAGAUCGACACAGGCCUUGCCGAGCUCCGGGCGGCCUUCAACGAUUCGCGAAGGCGGCGCAGUGGCGAUGAUCGCAAGGCGCUGUCUGCAUUGAAGGUGGCAGCCGAGGAGGCGAUCAGCCGGGUGCAGAAGGCGGCUGAUGGUGCGAAUGCAAACAAAGGCUCGGCCGAGGACCGCCAAAUUGCAGCAGUGGCUGCCUUCCACGCCAUGCCACUUACCGCGAAGCUCCGCAUUUUGGCCCAGGAGAAGAAAGCCUCCGCGGCGCUCCUCGGCGGCAGCUUCCUGCUUGGCACCCUGGCGAUGCUCGGCAUUUGCCUGGAGAUCUACACCGCCUGGGGCUGCAGGCUGCAGUGCUCGUAG
Molecule: messenger RNA, 783 nt
Organism: Symbiodinium natans
Lineage: Eukaryota; Dinophyceae; Suessiales; Symbiodiniaceae
Source: the annotation of a GenBank genome assembly